UGCCGAGUCAUAAGUAGGUGCCAGUGGAACGACAUCUCGUCUUUCCUUUCUUCUUCUUCUCGUCUUCUUCGAUUUCCUCUCUUCCCCUCUUGCGCUGCUGUGCUUGACAACCUCCAAUCCCCAUCUAAGACACAGGAAGAGCUCCAAGACAAGCUUUAAUAGCUUCAAAAAGCUUCACACCCACCACCACCACCCAUAAUGCACGCCCCAACCUCUCUCUUCCUCCUCUCCCUCCUCCCCUUCGCCCUCGCCGCCGACACCACCCUAGGCAUCUACGUCUUUCACCGCCACGGCGACCGCACCUCCAAAGCCUGGACACCCACCCACCUCACCGACCUAGGCUACACCCAAGUCCACGCCGCCGGGUCCUACUUCCGCACCAAAUACAUCACCGAUGCCACCACAGGCAUCUCGGGUAUCGCGCCCUCCCUAGUCAACCUCGCCCAGCUCGACGUCGAGGCCCCCGUCGACACCGUCCUCCAAGUCUCCGCACAGGGCUUCACCCAAGGUCUCUACCCCCCCGUCGGCCCGACGCUUAACACCCAGACCCUCGCCAACGGCACGAAGAUCGAAGCCCCCCUAGACGGCUACCAGCUCAUCCCCGUCAACCUCGUCACCUCGGCCUCCAAACCCACCGCCGACUCCGAGAACUCCCCCUGGCUCCAAGGCGCCAGCGGCUGCCCCGCCGCCCUGACCUCCUCAAACGAGUACCUCACCUCCGCCGAGUUCGUCGCGCUCGACAAGAAGACUCGCGCUUUCUACGCCGCGCUCGCCCCCGUCGUCGCUAGCACGUUCGACGCCGACUACCUCACCUUCAAGAACGCAUACUCCAUCUAUGACUACAUUAACGUCGCUACCAUCAACAACGCCACCAUCCCCUCUUCUAACCUCCUCACCAAGGAGGUCCUAAGCCAACUCCGCACCCUAGCCGACGCCCACGAAUUCGGCCUCGCCUUCAACGCCUCCUCCCCCAUCCGCGCCAUCAGCGGCGCUACCCUCGCGGCACAGGUGCUGGAGCACCUCAACGCCACGAUCGCAUCGAAGGGGAAGAAGAAGCUCGGGAUCCAAUUCGGCGCCUACGGAACCUUCCUCUCCUUCUUCGGCCUGGCUCAGCUACCGGCUGCGAACAACGAUUUCACCGGCGUCGUGGAUUAUGCUUCUUCCAUGACCUUUGAGAUGUUCACUUCCAAGACUGUUGCUGCGGGCUCCUUCCCGGCGGAGGAGGAUAUCAGCGUUCGCUUCAUGGCGAGCAAUGGAUCGGCUGCGUAUGUUGGGCAGACAGCCUACCCGCUGUUUGGACAGAAGGAGACCGUCCUCCCUUACAAGACCUUCGUGAGCGAGAUGGGCAAAUUCGCUAUUGGUGACCAGGAGACUUGGUGCAAGUCCUGCGGCAGGACCGAUGGGGCCUGCGCGGAGUUCUCUGCCUCCUCGUCGUCGACCGAUGCCGGUGCGGGUGCCUCGUCGAGCGAUGGGAAGAGUGGAAGCGGUGGACCGAUUUCUCUGCCUGUUGCGGGAGUCAUUGGAGCGCUGGUUACGUUGGCUGUUGUCCUUGGGCUGCAGGCGCUGGUGAUGGUUGCGGGUGGGUUGAGGGUGGUUAGUAAGAAGAGGCUUGGUGGGAGUGGUGGAGGUGGUGGUGGUGGGGAGACGAGCCAGGUGAAGGUUUAAGUGGUGGUUGUUGUGUUGUUUAAAAGGGGUGUGGGAGAGAGAUUUAAUUAAAUAUAUUGUCAUAUUGAGUUUGAUGCUGGA
Molecule: messenger RNA, 1746 nt
Organism: Pseudogymnoascus verrucosus
Lineage: Eukaryota; Fungi; Ascomycota; Leotiomycetes; Thelebolales; Thelebolaceae
Exons: 1
Coding region: 199-1665 (488 amino acids)
Biological process (GO): dephosphorylation
Molecular function (GO): phosphatase activity
Source: RefSeq, a predicted model, not a curated record